GCGACCCCAACCAAACGCCAACACGCACCUGCGCCGCCUCGUGUCUUCCUUUCACCGUCAUAAACUUCAAAGUAUUCCUGGAUAACAAGGGAUAUCUAGACCCCCUGGUUGGGCAGAAUGAUUGGUAAUAGCAUUCUGGAUUAUGUCCUCAUUCGAAUCUGCAUCGUUGCUUUCCGUCUUGUGGCACCACUGAGCGCUUUACAUGCCGUUGCGAGCAUCUACCUCGGACACGCUGUGGUCUCGAAAUAUCUACUUUACUAUACCUUCCUGGAGACAUUCUUCUUUCUCGGUGUAUAUCUACCUCGGAAAUGGUCUCUACAAACCGCUACAAUUCACCCUCAGCUCCUGCCGCGAGCGGAACGACGAGCGCUCUUCGAGAAAUGCUCACAGAAGAUGAGCGAAGCCACUAUUCGACCUUGGUUCCUCCAAACGGAAUCGGGUCGUAUCAUGCGCGAUAACGCCGCGGACUGGAUCCUCUGGGCGCUCUUCUCGACCCACGAGGGCGAAUAUACGGAGGAGUGGGAGGAGGAAAUCAACGAGUACCUGGAGAUGUUCGCGGAACGUCUUGGACGCCCUUUGGCGCAGGGUCGGGAUGCAAAUAUCAAAUGCAUGAGGUUGACGUUGGACCCGGUGGUGAUGUGCCAUCGUCCAUUCCUCUGGUAUAUGAUCGUUGCAGGAGUGGACGCUUUCACCUCCGUCAGGUUGACCUACAUGGGAUUCAAACAUCAUAAUACGCGACGAUGGUUCACUGUCUUCCCUCCCCGUCCGCUGCUCAGCUUGGUCUCCCGGCCCUCUUGCGACCCAGAUAUAUCUUAUUGGUACCGUCCACAUCGAUCUACAACCAAACGCCCCAUCCUAUUCAUUCAUGGUAUUGGAAUCGGACUAUACCCGUAUAAUCCGUUCUUCAAGGAAUUAAUUGCCCAAGACCCAGAUGUCGGCAUCCUCGCCAUCGAAAUUCUUUCCAUUUCCAUGCGCAUAACCUCCCCACCACCCUCCCGAGGUGCGAUGUACGACUCCAUCGCCCGAAUCCUCGCCCACCACUCCCUCCCACCCGUCACUCUGAUCUCCCACUCCUACGGCACAAUCGUCACCGCCCACCUCCUCACCUCACCCAAACUCGCCCCUCGGAUCGCUAACAUCCUCUUCAUCGACCCUAUCCCCUUCCUUCUGCACCACCCUGCCGUGGCGUACAAUUUCGUGUACCGGAAACCUAAGCGGGCAAACGAGUGGCAGCUCUGGUACUUCGCGAGUAGGGAUCCAGAUAUCGCGAGGGCGCUGUCUAGACACUUUUUCUGGUCUGAGAAUGUGCUGUGGAAGGAGGACCUGCAAGGCAAGAAGGUGGCGGUCUCGUUGGCGGGGAGCGAUCAGAUUGUCGACGCGAAGGAGGUGCGGAGCUAUUUGGCUGAAAAGUCGAAGGAGAUGACGAGAUGGGCGAAGGAUGAUCUAGAGGUGCUGUUUUACCCAGGGCUUGACCAUGCCACGGUGUUCGAUACUCCCCAGCGGAGGAAAGGAUUGACAGAUAUCGUGCAUAGAUUCGUAGAAAUAGAGACUUGA
Messenger RNA from Stereum hirsutum FP-91666 SS1, 1554 nucleotides. RefSeq lists its product as uncharacterized. The coding region runs from base 118 to 1554 and encodes 478 amino acids. Lineage: Eukaryota; Fungi; Basidiomycota; Agaricomycetes; Russulales; Stereaceae. The record is from RefSeq and is a predicted model, not a curated record. The transcript has 5 exons.